This is a messenger RNA of Pristis pectinata (smalltooth sawfish), 820 nucleotides long. RefSeq names its product claudin-4-like. Gene Ontology annotation, cellular component: bicellular tight junction; plasma membrane. Gene Ontology annotation, biological process: bicellular tight junction assembly; cell adhesion. Gene Ontology annotation, molecular function: structural molecule activity. NCBI's taxonomy places the organism in Eukaryota, Metazoa, Chordata, Chondrichthyes, Rhinopristiformes, Pristidae. The transcript is spliced from 2 exons. The coding region runs from base 44 to 688 and encodes 214 amino acids. The record is from RefSeq and is a predicted model, not a curated record.
GUUAGCGAUUGUUGGGAAGUGCUGCGGGUUUUGCACAGGUGCAAUGGCAAAUGUCUGCUUCCAGGUGGUGGGAUUCAUCACCGCUGUGGUCGGCUGGUUCAUGGCCUGUGUUGCUAUGGCAAUCCCACAGUGGAAAAUCCGGAAUCUGGAUGGCAGCACCAUUCUGACGGUGCAGGAAGGCUGGGAGGGGAUCUGGAUGAACUGCAUUAAUGAGAGUGGGGGUCUCCUGAGCUGUGAUGUGUAUGACUCAUUACUGGGAUUGCCCUCUGAUCUGCAGGCAGCUAGAGCUCUCAUGUGCCUGGCUGUGGCUCUGGGCAUUUUAGCAAUGGUGGUGUCCUGUGCAGGCAUGGAAUGCACCAAGUUCGCAAAGGAGGAGGAGAGGUUCAAGGCUCUACUGGCUGUGGCCGGAGGGGUUUUCUUCAUCUUGGCAGGAGUGUGCGUCCUGAUUCCAGUCUCCUGGACCGCAGCCAACAUUGUGGCUGACUUCUACAACCCUCUUGUUCCCCGCUCCAUGAAAGCAGAGCUGGGUGACGCUCUGUUCCUGGGAUGGGGAUCAACUUGCGUCCUGGUCCUCGGAGGAAGCAUCCUCUGCUGCUCCUACCCGGCUGACAGUGGGAAGAGUAAAGGGUAUGUGAGGAACCUCACUCAGAUUCAUUCCACAGCUUCAGGAAACAGGAUCAACAUUUGAAGCUGGAGUUUACCAGCUCUGAAACGUGGAUCAGGAUCAGUACCCAGGGACCUGCAAUACUUUUGAGCUGGAGAAUGGUGAAGAUUAAAGAAAAGUCAUCAUCCCAUACCUUAAAAUAAGAAACAAAGUGCU